AUGAUACAUGGUCCAUGUGGUGAUUGGUGUACAGUAGGUGAUGAGAAUGGGUAUCCUAAUUACCGUAGAAGAGACUCUGGCAUAACUUAUGAACAUCCUGGAAAUAAUUUGGUAGAUAAUAAGUGGGUUGUACCUUAUUCUCUUAAAUUAUUAGAAAUGUUCAACUGUCACAUUAAUGUAGACGUUGUGUCUAGCAUUUCAGCAGUUAAAUAUUUAUACAAACAUAUUUACAAGGGUCAUGAUGCAGCUACUGUGAUUAUAAGAGAAACAGAUGAAAGCAACACAAUUAAUCAUGAUGAAAUUGAAAAUCUUAUUGAAACCCGAUAUGUUGGUCCUGUAGCGGCUUGCUAUCGUAUACUAAGUAAACCAUUGCAAGACAAAAGUCACACUAUUACUAGAUUGCCAAUACAUCUACCAAAUGAACAAUGUGUUAUAAUCCCAGAAAAUGUUGAAGACGUAGUCGUAAUGAAUAAUUUAAGUCGCAUGUACUCGGUUAGUCCAACUCAAACAGAAUUGUUUUAUUUAAGAUUAAUAUUAAUACAUGUAAAAGGUGCCAAAAGUUAUAAUGAACUAAGGACAUUGAAUAAUGUUUUACAACCAACUUUUGCAGCAACUUGCUUAGCACUUGGACUUAUCGAAAAUGAUGAAGAAUGGAUUAAAGCAAUGGAAGAAGCAACGCUUUUGAUGAUACCUCAAAGACUUUGUCUCUUAUUUGUUCGUAUACUCAUCCGUUGUCAACCAAUUCAUCCUGAAAAAUUGUGGAACAAAUAUCACAUUGCAAUGUCCGAAGAUUUCUUUAGAAGAAAUGAUCGUGAAGUAAAUUUUCAAAUGGCAUAUGCUGAAAUAAAUAAUUUGCUAAAUAAUGAAGGUCGAAGCUUAGCUGAUUUUCCUACUAUGGAACAAUUUGUAACGAACACAAUAAACUGUAACAGUCACGUAUCACCAGCUGACACAUUAGAAGAAAGCGAACGUCAGUACAGUCAGUUAAAUGCCGAACAAAAAGAAAUUGUUGGCAUCGUGCUUAAAGCUUCCUAA
Messenger RNA from Copidosoma floridanum, 1035 nucleotides. RefSeq lists its product as uncharacterized. The record is from RefSeq and is a predicted model, not a curated record. Lineage: Eukaryota; Metazoa; Arthropoda; Insecta; Hymenoptera; Encyrtidae.